Molecule: messenger RNA, 1278 nt
Organism: Triticum turgidum subsp. durum (durum wheat)
Lineage: Eukaryota; Viridiplantae; Streptophyta; Magnoliopsida; Poales; Poaceae
Source: the annotation of a GenBank genome assembly
AUGCCAUGGUACUUGAUCUCAUACGUACCUUGUCCACUGAAGAAAACUGUCACUAUUCUUGAUGGUACUAUGAGAAAAGUGUCUAACUUGCAAAGUAAGGUUCGCAGAUUAUCCAUCCAAAAUGGCAAGAUGGAUAUUUCUACCACCAGCAUGAAACAAGUGAGACCUCUUACUUUUUUCACACAUGGUAUAAUUGACAAAGUACAGCUGAAUACCUGCAGUUUUGAAGUUGUGCGUGUGUUGGAUUUAGAAGGUUGUACUGUUUCAGAUCCUGGGUAUAUGAGGAAGUUAUUACACUUGAGGUACCUACGGCUGAUACAUGCACAUGUUAAUGAGCUUCCAGUGGAAAUAGGAAAGUUGCAAUUUCUGCAGACGCUGGACUUGAGACGAGCUCGUGGUAUAAAAGAACUACCGUUGAGUAUUGUCCGUCUACGGCAUUUGAUUUGCUUGUACGUUCACGAGGGCAUGAAGAUGCCAUCCGGAAUGUGUAACCUCACGUCCCUAGAAGUGCUAGACGGACUGCUGGUAGGCCAGUUAUCUUCAGGCAAUUUUAAUCAAGACACUGCAAAAGAGUUGGGCCAACUGACCAAGUUGAGUGUGCUCCGGUUUAAAUGGAGAUGUAUCAAUGACACCACUGAUAAAACUUUGGUUGAGUCCCUAAGUAACCUGCACAGAAUACAAAAUCUAGAUAUUUGUGCAGAUGGCGGUCGACAUGUCGAUCUCAUGCGUGAAGGCUGGGUUCCUCCCCCACAGCUCCAUAGAUUGCAGUUUCAGGGAACCACCUGCUCAUUCCAGACUCUGCCAACAUGGAUUAAUCCUUCAACGCUUCCUUUACUUUCUUACCUGGAAAUAUGGGUGGAGGAAGUGCGACCGGAUGACAUUCUGCUCCUCGGGCUGUUGCCCGCUCUGCGCUCUCUCUCCCUGGUGCGCAGUACUACAUUCUCAGGGGGGGCUGCAGUGGAAAUGUCAGUCGUCGCCGCUGAUGCAUUCCCAUGCGCGACGGAGUGCCGCUUCAUCGGUGUCGCCGCAGUGCCAUCUAUAUUUCCACAAGGAGCUAUGCCAAGGGUUAAACUCCUCCGCUUUGGCUUCCCCGCCGUGUGGAUUUCCCGUGGCGACUUUGAUUUCGGCAUGGGACACCUCCCUUCCCUGAAGUAUGUCCAGGUUGAGCUUCUGUGUGAAAAAGCAACUGACGUCGAGCUGGAGGAAGCAGAUGCUGCAGUGAGGGCCGCAGUGGAGGAACAUCCCAACGGCGUGCACCUUAAUUUGUCCACUUGGUAA